This is a messenger RNA of Prunus armeniaca (apricot), 4053 nucleotides long. The record is from the annotation of a GenBank genome assembly. Lineage: Eukaryota; Viridiplantae; Streptophyta; Magnoliopsida; Rosales; Rosaceae.
AUGGAGAUCCUCACCGCCAUUAUUCCUACAAUAAUCGAGUACACGGUUAAACCAGUUAGCCGGCAAGAGGGAGCAACAGUUAAGGAAGAUGAAAGAAAAGGUAAACGAAUUCAUACUGAUAUCCAAGACUGGCAGAAAGUAGCAGAUGAGAUGAUUGAAGAGGCAAAUACAAUUUUUGAAAAAGAAGGCCGAGCAAAUACAAAGUGUUUCCGUGGAGUAUGUCCUAAUCUGAUUUCCAAUCAUCAGCUCAGCAGGAAAUCAGCAAAAUUGGCAAGAAAGAUUGAACUCCACCAUGACCAAAAAGAGUUUCCCAUUGUUUCAUACAAUGCUCCCCUAGAAGAGAUAUGUGCCACGCCCUCUCAAAACUACAUGGCCUUUGAAUCAAGGAUUUCAAUGGUGAAGGAAAUCAUGAAGGAAUUUAAGAAGCCUGAUUCCAACUUGAUUGGCGUUUACGGUUUGGGUGGUGUGGGGAAGUCCACACUGGUCAAAGAAGUUUAUAGACAAGCUACAAAAGAGGAGUUAUUUGAUGAUGUGGUUAUAGUAUUGGAUGCAAAACAGUUUCCAGAGCUCGAAAGAAAUGAAAGAAUUCAACAGAAAAUUGCUGAAAAGUUAGGUAUGGAAGUUCAGGGAAGUAUGGAUGUGCAUAUAUGGAAUAGGAUAAAAGACAAGAAGAGUCUUAUAAUUUUAGAUGAUGUUUGGGAAGCAAUUGAUUUGGAGGUUUUGGGACUUCGCCCAAUGGCGACUUGUAAAAUAUUGUUGACAUCUAGAAAUCGAUUCUCUGAGAUGCGUACUCAAAAAGACUUUCGGCUUGAUGUUUUAGGCGAGAAAGAAAGUUGGGUUUUAUUUGAGAAGAUGGUGGGUGAUGUUGUUAAAGAUGGCCCUAUAAAAAAAGUAGCAACCCAAGUAGCCAAAAAAUGUGGAGGUUUGCCUGUUUUAGUUGUUGCAGUUGCAAGCGCUCUAAGAUCAUGUAGUACUUUAGAGGUAUGGAACGAUGCUUUAAGGCGCUUCAAAAGUUUUGACAAAGAGGACUUGAAAGACAAAGCGUACUUGGCUAUAGAAUGGAGUUACAAUCAACUGGAUGCUAAGGAGCUUAAGCCAUUGUUCUUGCUAUGUGGAAUUACUGCAGGGGUUGGUUGUUCAAUUUUCCUCAGUGACUUGUUGAAAUAUGCUAUGGGUUUGAAUUUGGUGAAAAAUGUUGAUACGGUGGAAGAUGCACGGAAUGCGUUGCAUUCAUUGGCUGAAAAACUUAAAUAUUCUUGUUUGUUGCUAGACAUUGAUGAUGAUGGAAGAGUAAGAAUGCAUGAGCUUGUACGAGAUGUUGCUGUCUGGAUUGCAUUUAAAGAUAAUCACGCCAUUGCAAAAGCAUAUGGAGAUGAGCUGAAAGAAUGGCCAGAUAGAAAUUCCCUUAAAAAAUGCACUGCGAUCUCCUUGAACUCUUGCAAGAUCCCCAGAUUUCCAGAAGAACCUUGGGUAUGCCCAGAAUUGAGACUUUUUUAUUUGUUAAAUCAUAAUAUUGAUGACUCCUUGGAAAUCCCAGGCAACUAUUUUGAAGGGAUGAAGGAACUCAAAGUGUUGGAUGUAACCAGACUGCGAAUUCCGUCACUGCCUCCAUCUCUUCAAUCCCUAACAAAUCUUCAAACUUUGUGUUUAGAUCAGUGCGUGUUGGGGGACAUAGCUCUAGUUGGACAGCUAACAAACUUGAAAAUUCUUAGCCUUAUGAAGUCCCAGGUGAAAGAGUUGCCCAAAGAAAUAGGGCAAUUGACUCGUCUACAAUUGUUGGAUUUGACUCGUUGCUCUCAACUUGUACGGAUCUCACCUGGCGUUAUAUCAAGCUUGACAAGUCUAGAAGACUUGAGAAUCGGAAGCUUUAAGAAAUGGGAAGGAGGUUUAAAUGAUGGAAGAAGUAACGCGAGCGUGUCAGAGCUGAAACAAUUGCAUCAACUAACUGCAUUAGACAUACAUAUUCCAGAUGCUAAGCUUCUUCCAGCAAGCAUGUUCUCGGAUACGAAGUUAGAAAGAUACACCGUACUUAUUGGUGAUUGUUGGCUAUUUCCUUAUAUUUACGAAACCUCCUCUAACAUGUUAAAACUCAAGCUCACUACAAACAGUCAAUUCGACCAAGGUAUAAAAUCGCUGCUAAAGAGAUGUGAAGAUUUGGACUUGGAUGGGAUGGAGGCUGCAAAUGUUAUUUCCUAUAUAUUAGCAAGUGACAGUGGUAAACAACUGAAGAAUCUCCAUGUCCAAAACAACGAUGCUGUUACAGCUGUCAUUAACUCGAGUCAUGCCUUCCCCAACUUGGAGUCACUAUCUCUUUACAACCUUGUUAAUUUGGAAACUGUAUGUUGUGGCCAACUCAUAGCUCAGCCUUUUCAAAAGUUACGAUCUUUGACUUUGUGGAAUCUGCCAAAGCUUAUUGGUUUCUCCUCCAAAGGCAGCAGGUCAGUUGUAACUACAGAGGCCGAAGAAAUAAUUUCGGAGAAUGAAAUUGGUGGACCCACGAAACUUUUCAUGGAUGGAGAGGUUCUGAUACCCAACUUAACACGCUUGAUCUUGCAUCAAUGUGAUGGUUUAAGAUUCUUGUUUUCAUAUUCCAUGGCUAGACGUCUUGAGCAACUCAAACAUCUUGAGAUAUCCACAUGCCAAAUGAUGGAAGAAAUAGUAUCAACAAGUGGAUACAAUCAAGAACAUAGAGAUAACAUGUUUUGCAAUCUAAAAUCUCUAAAUCUGCAACAUCUUCCAAGCCUCACUAGAUUCUACUCCGGAAGUUAUAUUGAAUUUUCAUUAUUGGAGACAUUGCAUAUUGAGGAUUGUCCUAGACUGGGGACAUUCAUCUUUGAUAGAAAGAGUGAAAUUACUUCAAUAGGCAAAGAAAAUGACGAUAGGAACUCCAAGGAGAAUCUUGAGACUGUUAUACCACGCUUUCUUUUUGAUGAAAAGGUAGGAUUUCCUAGCUUGGAGAGGUUGAUCAUCUAUGACCUACCUGCACCGAUGACAGUAUGGCACAACCAACUUGCUCAAGACUCUUUUUGUAGACUGAAAGAAGUUAACGUUUACAGAUGCCACAAUCUAAUAAAUAUCUUUGCACAGAGUAUGAUGGGAAGAUUGAAUGCUUUGUAUAGAUUAGAGAUAUGGCAGUGCCAGUUACUACAAGUGGUAUUUGAACUCGGAGGAGUAUUUGAAGCAUAUGACACGUCAACCACUCAGUUGAAAACUUUUGAGUGCCCAAAUCUUGAUUUUGUAGAGAUAGAUGCGUGCGAGAGGUUGAUAAAUAUAUUCUCAGCCUCUGUGGCCAAAGGUCUUGAACAACUAACGAAGUUGAGUGUUGAGAAUUGUGGGUCGAUGGAGAUUAAUGUGAAGGAAAAAGGAUUAGAAGCAACGCCUAAGUUUGUGUUUCCAAAGGUAACAGUUGUGAAGUUUGAAAAUCUCCCCCAACUUAGGAUGUUCUAUCCGGGUAUGCAUGUUUCUGAGUGGCCGUUACUCAAAGAACUGGAGAUGACUGCAUGUGAUAAUGUGGAGAUUUUUGCUUCCGAAAUUUCAAGGUUUCAGAAAAAGCUUGAAUUGGGCCUUCAGUGUACACCAAUUAAAUAUCCUCUUUUUUUAGUUGAGAAGGUUCUGAUGCCUAACUUAACAAGCUUGGUUGUGCGUGGAUGUAGUGGUUUGAGAUUCUUGUUUUCAUCUUCCAUGGCUAGAAGUCUUGUACAACUCAAAAAUCUUACGAUAUCCAGGUGUCAAAUCAUGGAAGAGAUAGUACCAACAAACGAAUCCAAUGAGGAAGAUACAGAUCAUAACAUGUUUAGUCAGCUACAAGAUCUAAAGCUACUAUAUCUUCCGAACCUCACCAGAUUCUGCUCAGCACGUCGUUCUAUUAAUUUUCAUUCCUUGGAGGUAUUGCAUGUAGAGGAUUGUUCUAAAUUGGAGACAUUCAUCUUUGAUCCCAUGAAUACAAAUAUCACAAUCAACAAAGCAACUGAAGAGAUCAGGGACUCCAUGGAGAAUAUUGGGACUGAUGCCUUUCUUUUUGACGAAAAAGAUUUCCCAGCUUGGAGAGCUUGA